Molecule: messenger RNA, 1185 nt
Organism: Emericellopsis cladophorae
Lineage: Eukaryota; Fungi; Ascomycota; Sordariomycetes; Hypocreales; Bionectriaceae
Exons: 3
Coding region: 1-1185 (394 amino acids)
Biological process (GO): N-acylphosphatidylethanolamine metabolic process; N-acylethanolamine metabolic process
Cellular component (GO): cytoplasm; membrane-bounded organelle
Molecular function (GO): zinc ion binding; N-acylphosphatidylethanolamine-specific phospholipase D activity
Source: RefSeq, a predicted model, not a curated record
AUGUCGCAACAAAAGGCCGUCCCAAUUUCGGGAGCGUGCAAUGUUGUCAGGACCCCCCCAGAGAAGAGCUCGCGGCCAGCCGACGCCGCGGCCAAGGCACACCACCCGAAACCUGGCAAGGCAGCGUUCCGCAACCCGUGGCCAAGCUGGCAGGAAAUCCCACCAGAUGCACUCAAGGCGCACGUGAUGCAGUCAGUACCUGUUCACGAUGGAAUCGACAAGUUCCCCAUCAGAAAGCCCGACCUCGCGAGAGACCGGCUCGUCCCACACGACGCGGGCUGCCUGCACGCGACAUGGCUCGGCCACGCAUGCUACUUUGUCGAGUACCCCUCGGGCCUUCGUGUCCUGUUUGACCCCGUCUUGACGGACCGGUGUUCUCCUUCCGCGUGGAUUGGGCCGCGGCGGUUUACCGCGUCGCCCUGCCAGAUCAGCGAUCUCCCGUUUGUGGACAUUGUUGUCAUCUCGCAUAACCACUACGACCAUCUGAGCUAUCCGACCGUCAGGGAGAUCCGGGUUCACCACCCCAACGCGCACUUCUUCGUGCCCCUCGGCAACGCGGCUUGGUUCGCGUCUUCAGGCCUCCACAACGUCACGGAGAUGGACUGGUGGGAGCAAGCCAGCGUGUCCGUCCCGACGGGCCACGAUGGAGACAGAGGGCGCCCCCUCUCAGCGACCGUGUCUUGCCUGCCCGCGCAGCAUACCACAGGCCGGGGGCCUUUUGGUACGGACAAGACAUUGUGGGCCUCGUGGGGUGUCGCGUCCGAUGAGGCAUCCGUCUUCUUCGGCGGGGACACGGGCUAUCGGUUCGUGCCCUGGCUCAAGGACGACCAGGACCACGACUGGGAUGACGAGUACGCCAUGCUCCCCCGCUGUCCGGCCUUCGCGCAGAUCGGAGACCUCAGGGGCCCAUUCACCUUGGGCCUCCUCCCCAUCGGGGCUUACGAGCCCCGUGCGCUCAUGUCCUCCAUCCACGCCAACCCCCGUGAUGCCGUCGAGAUUCAGAGGGACACGCGCUGUGGGCGCGCCCUGGCCAUGCAUUGGGGCACUUGGGUGCUCGGGGAUGAGCCCGUGCAGGAGCCGCCCCGGAAGCUAGCUGAGGCGCUCGUCGCUCUCGGCUUGCCGGAAAGGGGCCUGUUUGACGUCUGCGACAUUGGCGAGAGGGUCUCCAUCCCGCUGGCCGGUUAG